Salvelinus fontinalis (brook trout) is the source of this 5415-nucleotide messenger RNA. Its product is annotated as DENN domain-containing protein 3-like. Gene Ontology annotation, molecular function: protein binding. The record is from RefSeq and is a predicted model, not a curated record. Lineage: Eukaryota; Metazoa; Chordata; Actinopteri; Salmoniformes; Salmonidae. Gene Ontology annotation, cellular component: cytoplasmic vesicle. Bases 378 to 4376 code for a protein of 1332 amino acids. The transcript has 25 exons. Gene Ontology annotation, biological process: regulation of Rab protein signal transduction.
UGUUAAGUAGGCAAUGCAGCUUCUUAACUUCUACGACAGCAAAUUAGAAUGCACAAGGUUUUGAAUUCUUUACAAAAGUAGGAGCAUCUGCAUUUUUCCAGUGCGCAUGAUUUUGUAUCCUUUCUGAAAGCAGGAAGCAUCACGCUGUUAAUCGCUGUCAGACUGAUAACAGCAUUUUCUGGGAAGGUCAAUUCAACUGCAUUGUUUACAAAGGUGUUUUGAUUGUCUCUUUCGGUGGCUACAAAUUCAUUCAAACGAAUUUCAGUGACUUUGGCCCGUGAUCGUGGAUUACCGAAGGACCAACAGCACAAAUCCCAUGCUUGGAUGUGAUUCCACCAUUGUGAGCCUGAUAUACAGAGGAGGAAAGACAGGUUCUGAUGGCAGACCAUCUUCCCUCAGGGUUACUGGAAGCAUGUGUUGUCGUCGGAGCCUCUGGGGAUAAACUCAAGGAUGUCUACCAGUCUCUACAGCAGGGCAACAGGACAACAGACAUCCUUUUUUUAGACCCAGAGGUCUUGCAAGUCCACGUGCCUCCGUUUGUGACCAAAGAGAAUGCAGUUGAGUCUGGUGUCCCCAGAACCUUCAGUCGAGUCCAGUGCAGACGGUCAUUCAUCAAGAAGAAGGAGAGGCCAGUGGUGGCUCCUAGUGGCCCUGGAGGGGCCGGGAGCAGUGAGGGGGCCACAGUCACAGAGGACGUCAGCGUCCCCAAGGACAUCGACCUCAUGGCUCUGCCCCAACUCUGCUUCCCAGGGGGGCUUCAAGUAACAAAUGAACCAAAAGAAGAGCGUUUUCACUUUCUAGUCUUCACGGAUGUGUUCGGUAACCAAACCCACGGAGUGGUGGUUCAGUGUUGUAGACCAUUUCAGGAAGGGUCAGUGUUCUAUCAGAAUGGACACUGGUCGUCCACCAGGACCACUAAGCUCUACACUGCUUAUGCCAUCUGUGUCAUAUCCAAGCAUCCUUAUUACAAUGCUCUGAAGGACUGUCUGUCUUGUUUGCUGGUGCAGCUUAGAACAUGCAGGUUGUCUGAAGAGAGGGUGAAGGAAUUUGCAGCCAAACUAUCUCUAGUGCCCAUUCCACCCCCUGGACAACUACAUGUGGUGUUCAACCUGAGACCCCUGAUGAUCGUACUGCCUUCCAGAGAGGAUAAGGAACACCCCACUGUAGACCUGGACCUCCAUUUGCCCUUCCUGUGCUUUAGGUCCAAACAGAUUUUACAGAUCAUCACUGGUAUUCUGAUGGAACAGAGGGUAGUGUUCUUCUCAGCUGACUGGGCCCGCCUCACCCUGGUGGCAGAGUGUUUCAUGCUCUACAUCCACCCCUUCCACUGGCAGCACCCCUACGUGCCCAUCCUCUCAGCCCAGAUGCUGGACUUCGUCAUGGCCCCCACCGCCUUCCUCAUGGGCUGCCACCUCAACCACUUUGAGGAGGUCGCUGCGGAAACAGACGACCUGAUCUUGAUAAAUAUUGAUGAUGGAACAGUGUCUUCUUCCUGCUCAGAGACUGUCGACCUACCAGACGUCCCCUUAGUUUCAGGAGAGUGUUUUACCAAGCGGAGGAAGGGCCUCCAGCUACAAUAUGAUCUAGAGCUGUGUCACCAAGGGGCCGGCGCAGACGUUAAUGACAUGCGCAUGCUGAGGAGACAAUGGCAGCAGAACCUGAACUGGGAAAUACAGAAGGUUACCUUGGAGCUCAUUGUCAAUAUGUUCAGGGAUGUCAGUGGUCACCUGAACUAUGAACACAGAGUGUUUAACAGUGAAGAGUUCCUGAAGACCAGAGAGCUAGCUGACCUACCCUUUUAUAACAAGGUCUUGGAGACACACAUCUUUCAUUCAUUCCUGAAGGACCGCCUCAAUAGGAAGAUGGAUGCUUUCACACGCAUGGAAGUCAACACUCGCUCAGAGACACAGAAAAUGAAGGCGAUGACAGACAACCCCAGGAGGCCCACCAUGCAGGAAAUGGCCAGGAAGUAUAGCAGCGACCCAGAGAAGCGUCUGAACAAGAGGCUGGGGAUGAGCCUCCCCAACCUGGGAGAGGAGCGCCAUCUCAACCUCCUCAGACAAACCUCCCUCAAGAAGAUCAUUAUCCCUGACAGUGCCUUCAAGAUCCCGCCCAAGCCUGUGAAGAUCUUCAAGCUGCCAGAAUUUCCUCCUCCCAUGGUGCACCACCAUGUCCAGAACUACUAUGGAGAGUUGAUCAUACUACUGGGGAAGGCCAUCCUCUGUGUUCCUGAGAACUCCACACUCCUGGCCAGGUACUUCUACCUCCGCGGCUUCAUGAACACGCUGUGUUCCAAGCGUCUUGACGCCCUCAGCGACUUCCAGAACCUCUACAAGACGGACAUCGAGAUCUUCCCCGCCGACCUGGUGAAGGCGCUAGUGGACUCGCUGCAGAAGGACGAGCGCUCCCAGGUGGACCGGCGGCCAGAGCUCAAGCGGCUCAUUUUCAAGGUGAAGACAGACAACGAGAUGGUGCUGGUCCAAGCUGACGACCACGUGAAGAAGUUCCAGCUCCCUAAGACCCACAUGCUGCAGGAGGACUUUGUGAAGUGCAUCCAGGAGUCUGGGAUUGUGAAAGACGUCGCCACCAUCCAUAGGCUGUUUGAGGCUCUCACUGUGGGUAAGUUGAGACUUACCAUCCAUAGGCUGUUUGAGGCUCUCACUGUGGGUAAGUUGAGACUUACCAUCCAUAGGCUGUUUGAGGCUCUCACUGUGGGUAAGUUGAGACUUACCAUCCAUAGGCUGUUUGAGGCUCUCACUGUGGGUAAGUUGAGACUUACCAUCCAUAGGCUGUUUGAGGCUCUCACUGUGGGGCAACAGAAGCAGAUUGACCCAGAGGUGUUCCGUGUGUUCUACACCUUCUGGAAGGAGACGGAGGUGGAGGCCCAGGACGUUCACCUGCCAGCUGAGGUCAUAGAGCACCUGGACAACAACGAGUGUGUCUACAAGCUGUCCUGCUCCAUCAAAACCAACCAGGGAGUGGGUAAGAUCGCCAUGACACAGAAGAGGCUCUUCCUGCUCACUGACGGGAGGCCUGGGUUUAUCGAGAUCACCAAGUUCAGAGACAUAAAGGAGGUGAAAAUCUCCUUUGCUCCUUUCCUGCUGUUGAAGAUCCCGUCUCUGAAGAUCAAGUGCAGUCUGAGGAAGGAGGUGUUUGAGGCCAACCUGAAGUCUGCGUGUGACCUGUGGAAUCUCAUGGUCAGAGAGAUGUGGGCUGGGAGGACGAUGGCAGACGACCACAAGGAUCCUCAGUACAUGCAGCAGGCUUUGACUAACGUCUUGCUCAUGGAUGCUGUGGUUGGGUGCCUUCAGAGCCAGAAGGCCGUAUUUGCCGCUUCCAAACUGGCAUACUUUGACAGAGUGAAGCGUGAAGUUUCUAUGAUGGUUCCAAAGACAACAUCGGAGACGUUGAAACACAAGAUCAAUCCAUCACUAGACCUCCCAGCUCCACAGACUGUACACGUCUUACUCUACACACCAGGCCAGUUGAGUUACUCGGAGGCAGACGGAGAUGGGAACCCCAAGCUGUGGUGUGCCCUCAGUGGUGGGAGGGUGGUUGUGUUUGAUGCAGCCAGCUGGUCCAUGCAGCAGAACUGUGUUCAAGUGGGAUCCUCCCAACUGAACUGCAUGCUGGGAUUGGACCAGGAUCAAGUAUGGAUUGGCUCCCAGGAUUCCAUCAUUUACAUAAUUGACACUCGCAGCAUGUCCUGCAAUAAGCAGCUGACAGAGCACAGGCAUGAGGUUAUGGACUUUGCCCUGGAGGAGAGUGACAAGAUGAGCCAGACAUACUCCUGUAGUGCCGAUGGAACAGUCAUUCUGUGGGACCUCUCAACGCUAAAAGUGAAAAAGCAGUUUCAACUGGCCUGUGAUUGGCUUAUGUCCAUUCAGCUCUUCAAUGGAACACUGUGGUGCUGUGCCAGAGACGGCAUCGUUGAGCUGAGGAAGGACGGAACCCCACAUCGUAAGAUGACACUUCCUGAGGAUCUACGGAGCAUGCCCACUGAGUUCAGCAGCCUCAUCCUCUUCGUAGAGAGGGGGCAGUUGUGGACGAGCUGUUCUGAUUCUGACGAGCUCUGUCUCUGGCACUGUAAAGACCUGACCAAGCCUUUCCUGAGGGUGCAGCUGCAGAACUGUACAGGGGUCAACUGUAUGAUCAAGGUUAAGAAUCAGAUCUGGGUUGGCUGCAGCGGGCCGAGCCCUGACCAAUGCAGGGUGAGUGGGAAGAUCUACAUAGUGGACACAGAGAGCCACAGUGUAGAGAAAGAGCUGAUGGCCCACACAGACAGUGUCCAGGCACUGUGCUCUGCAGAGGGCCGCUAUGUACUCAGCGGCUCCGCCUGCCAGGAUGGCAAAAUCGCCAUUUGGAAGGUUGAGUAGAGGACGAGUAGCCUGGUCCAGUAUCUGUUUGUGUGGUUUUGCCAACUCUUAAGUGAAUAAAAUGUUUGGCACAACAAUGACCGGAGUUUCCUAAACAGCAGAAAUAGAUGUGGGACCAGGUUCGAGGAAGAGCCCUACAGACCCUGAGGAGUCCUACAGGUCUGAAGAGGCUAUAAACGCCUCAAACUCAACUCUGGACCUGGAAGCCAGUUCCACUGCUUUGUUUCAUUGUUCCCCUUUAAUCAGGGACUGAUUUAGACCUGGGACACCAGGUGGUUAUAAUGAAUUAGCAGGUAGAACAGAAAAGCAGCAGGAUCUGGACCUCGUGGGGUCAGAGUUGAAAAUCCAUGCUAUAGACUAUAAAUUGUUCUUAUUUUCCCUGAACACCUCAGAGAGAUGUUUGUUCUAAAAUGUGGUUUUCCUGGAUUAAAGACUCAAGGUUGGCCAUUUUUUCUUUUUCACAUCCUUCCACCUCUGUGUCCCAACCCCACCACGCUGCUCCACCUUGUGGUCUGCCCCCCCAACCCCACCACGCUGCUCCACCUUGUGGUCUGCCCCCCAACCUCACCACGCUGCUCCACCUUGUGGUCUGCCCCCCAACCCCACCACGCUGCUCCACCUUGUGGUCUGCCCCCCAACCCCACCACGCUGCUCCACCUUGUGGUCUGCCCCCCAACCCCACCGUACUCAGCAGCACCACCUUGUUCAAAAAUCCUGGUGAGGACCCUGCUAUUCCCUAAAUAGUACACUACUUUUGACCAGGGCCCUAUAGAGAAUAGUGUGCCAUUAGGGACGUGGACAAUAUACAGUGGACAGUGAGGCUCAGGGAAUGACAUGAUCAUGAAGAACCCUGUCAUCCUCUGUUCUCUUUAAGUUGGGGUCUGCCUUUAUAUACUGGAUGAUGAUGAUGAUGAUGAUGAUGAUGUAAUAGCGUUUCUCUGACUGUUUCACAACGUUUUGAUUUAUUUCACUAACAAUAUUCUGGAUACACUAAAUGUCUUCUUUCAGAUUCAUAUUUCUGCCUCACCCAUGUCUUAGC